Osmia bicornis bicornis is the source of this 16003-nucleotide messenger RNA. It is a transcript of the gene Hipk, whose product is annotated as homeodomain-interacting protein kinase 2. The record is from RefSeq and is a predicted model, not a curated record. Gene Ontology annotation, biological process: peptidyl-threonine phosphorylation; peptidyl-serine phosphorylation. Lineage: Eukaryota; Metazoa; Arthropoda; Insecta; Hymenoptera; Megachilidae. Bases 2095 to 6216 code for a protein of 1373 amino acids. Gene Ontology annotation, molecular function: ATP binding; protein serine/threonine kinase activity; protein tyrosine kinase activity. The transcript has 18 exons. Gene Ontology annotation, cellular component: cytoplasm; nucleus.
ACUUGGCUCGCGUGCAAACGGAUUAUCUUUUAAUCUACGAGUCGAAAUUUUUCGCUCGUCACGUUAUCGCCUACUUUCGCGACCGCUCGAACAAACGAUCAGUCAAACCGUCGAGAGAUCGAUCAGAACGAUCCCACGGGUUCGCACCUAACAUCGUGUUAGUUUUGAGGGAAUGGGCGCAGGCCCGGAUACAGGGCGGAUUGGGGGGGUCUAUUUUUGUGAUUUACAAAAAGACAUCCACUGCGGUUAUUAAUACUCCGUCACUCCAACGAAGUAGUCAUAAAGAUAUCGCCCUCUACGACACACAGUUGGAUCCUCGAGCCGUGUCCUUCGAUCGGACGUGCGCUAAAUCGUUUCUAUGGUACACAUAAGUACGCACCGUAACCAUCGCUUUUACGAGACUUCAAAGUUCAAUUACGAUAAAGCGUCACUGAUGUUGUUUCUUCGAGUUGUUCCGUUCAGACAUUGUCGUGGAAAAUGAUUGAAUGUAUGUACCGCAUGCAAAAAAGAAGACUCUCGACCUUUCAUCGUUGCUUAUGGCUCGAUUAGAUUAACAAUUAAUCGCAAAGCGCGUUUCUCUUUGUUGGUGAUAGAACGUGGCACGGCCGACAAAAUGGUUAGAUCAUUUGAAAUUUUAUUCGCUUCCGUGGUCUCGCUACGAUGAUUACAAAUUGUUAUUGCAACUACCCGUAUAUACCGUUCCCUCGAGUUUUUUCGUCAGAAAUCGGCCUACCGUGGCGUACACCAGAACUAGAAGUCGAUGGUGAAAACGAAUGCGCGAAAUAUGUUGUUUCAUUUCGAUGUAGCUUACGCUGCAAUAUUAAUAAAUAACAUUUGAACCUGUCGAAACAUUUCUGCGCAAGCGUCACGAACGAUAUUAAUGAUGUUCAUGAAGGAAAACAAAAAUUUUGUAAAUCAUUUGUAAUGCCGAAAGAGCAUUAGCGACUCGCGUCAUUCGUCGACGUCAGCGCAAUUUCUGCUCAAACGAUGUGCAAACAUGUUCGUCGAAACGAUAAACAAGUUUUUGAAAAUCGAAACAAGAAAAGAUCGGUGGUGAAAGUUCAAUGAGUAUGAUCGAACAAAAGGGAGAAGAUAGAAGAAAAUUGUAACAUUUUCACGUUGGAAUAUGUCCAUAUGUCUUGCAGAUUUAUACGAAGGAGGCCACGAUGGUUUCUUAAGCGACGGCGACUGAGCGCAUACGUCAGAGUAUGGCACAUGAGUCAUUCGAGAGGAAACGGGGACGGGGCGCUUGAUGCGCCCACGAUAUCGUCGUCCCUGCGCGGAAAGUGAGCGUAGAGCACCGAACCGUACCGGAGAUGGCCGAAGUUACCCCAUCGUGCGGCAGUCGAGCCCGAGCGAUCCCCCGAUCGCGGUCGUGCGUGCUGGAACGACAGGUACGGCCAGUCAGUAGUGGAUUAGCGACAACGGGAGCAGCAGCGACGGUGGCGUAACGUUAACAACGAAACGAAAGAAGAUGUAUGACCGUUCGAGUCGUCGUUAGACAUCGUCGAACGGUUAAAUAACGUUGCAUUCAGCCAGUCCGGAAAUCCGUCGUGAAACAAAAAGUGUACCAAGACGCUGGCUGCUCCACGGAAUAUGUACGUGACGAAGGUGGGCGAGGGCCGUGCGAAAAAGUGGCGAAAACUGUGAGAGAGGUACAGUGCCUCCACAUCGGUGGCAGUGGCGGUGUUGGUAGUAGUGGUGUUGGUGGUGUGGUGGUCGUGGCGGUGGUGGUGGUGGAGGCGGUGUGGCGUUGCUGGUGCUACUUCGGUGUGUAUGCGCGUGUGUAUUGGUUGGACACGCACUUCGGCGGGGCCGUGGUUCUCGCUCUCUCUCUUCUGUUCCGUCUCGUUCCCUCCUUCUCUCUUGCCCCUCUAUUCAAGAGCGACUUUCCUCUUUGUCGCUCCUACGGAGGCCAUCGUACCGAAAGCGACCGAGCCAGGCCAGGCACUACGCAAGAUGGCUGUGUGUCGCUAACGAGAGGCCGACAAACCAGACGGGGAAAAGACAACCCGGGAAUAAACGGAACAUGCUGCUACGUGAUCGUCGGGCCCGUCCCUGAAGAGAGAGACACUGGCCAAGAAACGAGAGGGAAUGUGUGACAUGUUCAUCCAAACACAGCAGACGAGUAGCGUCAACGGCAGCAGCAGCAGCAGCAGCAGCAGCAGUAACAACACCGUUCACCAUCACAGUAAGAAACGCAAGUUGGAGUACAACGUGAGUCAGCCGGUGAUCCAGCACGCAUUGGUCCAAUCGACCGGCGACUACCAAUUAGACAAUACCGGUCUGCAACAACGGUACUCCGUGAACGGUGCUAAUACCGCGUUUAGCUCGCUGCACAACAAUAAUGCGCUGCAGAAGAGUAGCCCGAACCAACAGACCCUGGUACGAGCCUCGACGAUCAAGCUCUUAGACACGUACCAACGCUGUGGCCAGAAGAGAAAAACUUGGUCGAGGGAGGGUAAUGGUGACGGCCUGGCAGUCCACUCCGCCAACGCGACGAACGCAGUGGGUAGUACUGUAGUGUCGCAGCACCAUACUCAACAGCAACAGCAGCUGCAACAACAACAGCAGCAGCAACAACAACAACAGCAGCAACAACAACAGCAACAUAAGCAAACAGGGAUGACGGCGCAUAGUAAACAAGUGACUAAUGCUGCCAAUGGAGGCGGUGGCAGCAACCCCCAGGGCGAUGGAGAUUACCAAUUGGUCCAGCACGAAGUUUUGUACUCUAUGACUAAUCAGUACGAGGUCCUCGAGUUUUUGGGCAGAGGGACUUUUGGACAGGUCGUAAAAUGCUGGAAGAAAGGAACCAACGAGAUAGUAGCGAUCAAAAUUUUGAAGAACCAUCCAUCGUAUGCGCGCCAAGGGCAGAUUGAGGUCUCCAUCCUGUCUCGACUCAGUCAGGAAAACGCGGAUGAGUUCAACUUUGUGCGCGCUUACGAGUGCUUCCAGCACAAAUCCCACACCUGUUUAGUCUUUGAGAUGCUAGAACAGAAUCUGUAUGAUUUUCUGAAACAAAAUAAAUUUUCACCCCUUCCUCUGAAAUACAUCCGACCUAUCCUUCAACAAGUCCUCACCGCUCUUUUGAAACUGAAGCAACUGGGGUUGAUUCACGCGGAUCUUAAGCCAGAAAACAUCAUGCUGGUGGAUCCAGUACGUCAGCCUUAUCGUGUCAAAGUUAUCGAUUUCGGGUCAGCCUCCCACGUAUCUAAAGCUGUUUGCAACACGUACUUGCAAUCGCGAUAUUAUCGUGCACCUGAAAUUAUACUUGGACUUCCAUAUUGUGAAGCGAUAGAUAUGUGGUCACUCGGCUGUGUGGUUGCAGAACUGUUUCUAGGAUGGCCUCUAUAUCCUGGUAGUUCGGAAUACGAUCAGAUUCGAUACAUAAGUCAGACUCAAGGCCUACCCACGGAACAUAUGUUAAAUAAUGCCAGCAAAACAACUAAAUUCUUUUACAGAGACAUGGAUAGUACAUAUCCGUUUUGGCGAUUGAAAACACCUGAAGAGCACGAAGCCGAGACGGGAAUCAAAUCUAAGGAGGCGAGAAAGUAUAUUUUUAACUGUCUCGAUGAUAUUGGUCAAGUGAAUGUUCCGACUGAUUUUGAGGGUGGUCAACUUUUGGCUGAGAAAGCUGAUAGGAGAGAGUUCAUUGACCUCUUAAAGAGGAUGCUCACAAUGGACCAGGUAGAGCGCCGAAUAACACCUGGGGAGGCUCUGAACCAUGCCUUUGUUACGCUCGCCCAUUUAGUCGAUUAUGCACACUGUAACAAUGUUAAGGCUUCCGUCCAAAUGAUGGAGGUUUGUCGACGGGCAGGUGAUUUCACUGCAAGCCCAGCGCAUCACCAAGCUCCUCCAGCGCCUCAGCCACCUCCGCCGACCUCAUUGGUAGCUAACUUUGUACCAACGACAAAUGGCAGUGCUGUAACUUUCACCUUUAACAACCAGUUGACCAAUCAAGUACAGCGUUUGGUCAGGGAACAUCGCACUGCGCAAACAGGAUAUGACAAUCUGUAUCAAAUAUACAGUAACAGUAGUCGUCGCGCGACUCAGUACAGUAGCUCGUCUAGCGGAUCGAACAGUGGACGAAGCGGAGUGCACGACUUUCCGCAUCAAUUGGUCCCUGGUCUGCUUUGUCAUCCACCCAGUUAUCAGACGAUGCCAAGUCCUGCAAAACACGUAGUUGUUGCUCAACCACCACAAGCACAACAGGGUCCGCUACAGAUUCAACCAUCGAUCAUAUCGCAGCAGGCUGUUGCUGCAGCAGCUGCAGCUGCUCAGCAACAGUACGCAGCGGUACCAGUGUCCAUGGUUGAAACUGGACGUCAAAUGUUAUUAACGAACGCUGUACAAACCUCUUGGCCUGGUGGAAGUCGUCAAAUGGCUGCCAUCGUACCAUCAUGGCAGCAGUUGCCACCGCAACAUGCAGCCAUACAGCAGCCUCUGCUGAGCGACGCUGGAGAUUGGGGGAGACCUCUUAUUGUCGAUAGUUCUGCUAUUCUGCAGGAUCAGCGGCCAGUAUUCCCUGUCACGGAAGUCUACAACACUAGCGCCCUUGUUGAACAUCCGUCUCAAAGUUGGGGCAAGCGUAGCGUGACGAAACAUCAUCAGCAUCACGUAACGGUACCUCAACAGUCUCAGCACAGGCACGAGCAUAAGAAGGAGACCCAACAAUUGAGUCCUGUGAAGAAGAGGGUGAAGGAAAGUACACCACCUAGCAACAUGAGACGGCAUUCGCCUACGAAUGGUCACUGGCAACAACCACCCAUGCAACAGCAUCACCAUAGCAGCAAACACAGCAGCAGUCAUAAUGUGGAACACCAUCAAGUUACAUCCGGUCGGCAGCAAACCAUCACGAUCCACGACACUCCAUCGCCAGCUGUUUCUGUUAUCACGAUUAGCGAUAGCGAAGACGAAAUACCCGGCAAAUGCUGUGAAGAUCGCCAGUGCGGAGCCUGUCAAAAUUUGGCAACUCGCCUGUCUGGCGAUGGACGUCCAGUCCGUGAGGAAGUCAUUCGAAGUACGCAGUCAACGCCACGCGUGGUUCAGCCGAUACAACAAACUCAUUCGACCACUCAGCCUCAUACCAACGGACACGUUACAACGCAUAGCACGUCCCAAAGGGCACAACGGAAAAACAUCAUCAGUUGUGUAACUGUCGGUGACAGCGAUGGCGAAGCUAGUCCAGGCCGAGCGCAUACUCAUUUGUACCAACAUUUGCCGCAACAUCCUCAGCAUCAGCAAACCACGCAGUUAAUUAAACAUGAGCCCCAGCAACAACAUCACGUCAGCAGCAGUAGCUCUGGAUAUUCUUCUCAAUCUCAAAAGAAACGGCUAUUGGCAAAAGUACAAUCUGAGUGCAAUAUGGUGAAUGUUGCAACAAAACCAGAGCCCGGCGUCGAGUACCUUGCUCCACAUCCGUGUCACGCGCCAGCCUGCAAAGAGCCACCGACCUAUCAGGAUGAUGCCUAUGACAUGCAUGACUACUUCUUGCAGUAUGUGACCACGAGUAGCGCGCAUCCGCACCUUCAAGAGCAGCAUAUCGUGUACACGACCGGCACGGACAAGCGGGUAUCGUGGCCUGGAAAGAGAACCGAAUACAAGCACGAAUACGUUCAACCACCUGCUGCUCAUUCGAGAGAUCAUCAAAAAUGGGCGGUGGCUAAUACUGUGCAUCAGUAUAGGCAGAGCCAAGUGGUGGGUACGGCAGCCCAUCCGGGUCAUACCCACAGUCAUCAUGGGCAUCCGGCCCACUUGAGUCCUGGGGGCGGUGGCGGGGGCAGAAGUCCUGCAGGGGGGCCUGUAAUAGGAAGUGCCCAACAUCUGGGACAACCCCUGUACCAGGAGUACGCCCAUGUGCGUUCAAGAGCCCAUGCCGUGCCACCCCCGGUGUACGUAACAGCCGCUCCUUCUCAGGCUCCCACUGCUAUCCAGCAGCAACAAGUGCCCACCUAUCAGGGAUUCACACCCGGAGCUUUACGGAGACUUUCUAACGAUCAUCAUCCCGUUUUUUACAGCUCGUCUCCAUUAACGUUGUAUGAUUCUAGUCGAGCGUUGCCACCACCAGCUCAUCACAGCUCGGCCAGACCGUUGCUGGCAAGUCAUGCAGCGCACCCACUGCCUGCACAUAUGCAGCCAACAGCCGUAUACGGAUUGGCCCCUCUUUCGCCGGCCAAACAUCAAUAUCAACCUUCUGGUUUGUGGUUCACCGAGUAAACAAAGAAAAAAAAAAAAGAAAUUAUUCCUUUGUCUGUCUGGUUUUUCAGAAGAAGCUCAAAAUGCCGUGUACGAAGCUGCUAGAUAGAUGUGCUUCGACGCAAUUAAUUUUUCUGUUUUUUCCAUUGUGUGCGGCCGACUUAACGCAAAGAAACGAUCGAACGAAAAGGGAAAAAUAGAGAACGAGAGGCUCUAAGGUUGGUUCAGUUGAGUUUCUUUUAUCCGUGAACGAAGGGGACGAUUUCGCGACGCUGUUUUAUUAUCAACUAUGGAAAAAAAUGAAAAGAAACACAGUGAAACGCUGAUCGCCUAUCACAAAAUUGACACGACUGAUAAAAAGGCUCGAUCCGCGUGUGUAUGUAUUUGUAUGAUCGAGUUCUAGAAACAAGAUAAAGAGUCGUUUAUGUCGACUUAACUUCUCCGACAAUCCGUCCUUAAGCUGUGCGAUUGUCCCCUUCGAACUGCCUGUUCGCAGAGAAUCUUUGUCUACAAUUGUUUGAUUUCGAUGAAAGAAAAGGGUGAAACAAAAAAGCACAUGGGAAUACUAGUGAAGCGAAAUCAGUUCUCUCUGUUUUCGUUUCGUUCGAUCAUGCGAAUCGUGUGCCAGGUAACGGGAGCACAGAACCGAAAGUUAAGAGAAAGAUAAAAGGAGAACGACGCGGAGAAAGUUUGACCGUGUUUUUUUCGUCGUCUCUCCUUUAGCCGAGAACGAGAAAUUGCUUCGAUGAAUUUGUAAUUUGUAUUAUUUGUUUGUCCAAAUGUUGUUUCGUGAUAUACACGGUCGACGUUAAACGAUUUUAUUCGAUUUAGACGGGGCGCAUAUUAUGUCGAUAAUAUAAUACGCGACGACGGUAUUAUGCAUUAUUAUUAUUAUAUAUAUAUAUACACACAUACGCUCGACGUUUUGUGCAUAAAGCUUUUGGAAUGGAGAAUAAUAUCGCGCCAAAAAAGAAUUUUUACGAUAAUACACACGCGCGUGUUACGCAAAAUGAAUCAUACGAUUUCGUCGUGACGACGACGUUUGUAUCAACAUUAUGCGGGGUUUAAGCGGAUGAAACAAACCACAUCGAUGCGUGUCGAUGAUUCGACAAAACUGUUUUGUACUUUGGUGUGCAACAGUUGUGUUGAUGAAUUGCAAAGAAAUUUUUUCUUUUUCGAGCUUCAACGUAACGGGAAUAAGUUUGCAUUUCUUUUUUGUAAAUGAUAUGUAUCCGAUACGUAUCGUGCACGCGCUGUUAUUGAAUAGCUCGUCAACAAAGUUAUCCGUGACUCGGUAGAAUUCACGAUAAAUGUUUCCCUUUGCUCGUUGAAUCUCGAUCGAUUGAAGAUUUUUGUUUUCGAGCGUGUAACGACGCUUUUUAAUGAAUUUCAAGAGCGUUCUCUUUUACGAAACGGACCAUCCCUGAUGGUGAUUCUCGUUACGUGUUAAAACGUGGGAGUUGAUUGUUUUACAUACACACACGUACACAGUUUUGAAAUUUGACAUUGAUGAAGUUUUGAAAAAUUGUUUUCCGAGUUUUAUCGGUAAUGGGGUUCGUUUCGUGUUGUCUUAAGCAUGCUUGUGGUGGUGUAUCUGAGACACCGAUCUUUUUUUUGAAGUUUCAGAUUUCGAAAUCGAUGUCUAUUUUGAUUGGAACGUGUGUAUCAAGCGAAUUUGAUCGCACGAUUGAUUCUCGUUAUUGACAAAAGCUGUGCCUACUCGCAGCAGCCUCAACACUAUUUAUUUUUAUUAAGUGAUUCUUAUUGUCGUCAACGUAAUUACUAUUAUUAUUAUUACUAUCACUAUUAUUACUAUUAUUAUUAUGAUUAUUGCAACUAGGCAUCACUGAUUUUAAGAUAAUUUUAUUAGAUAGUUCGCGGGUUUUUCGUAGAUACCACGUUCUUUGAUUAGAAUUCGUUGCAAGUAGGAUUUCAUCGUCUCAUUUAAUUCGUUUCAGUGUUUUGCAUUUCAUCGAGGGUUGUAGAGUUCAAGAAUGUACUUUGUUCAUGUACAUUGCACAAAUGUCUGGUUCAUAUAAUUAGCAUGAUUAAUAGGAAGGAGGGUAGGAGUUAGAGAAAUUUGUUGAGAUUCAGUCUCGAACAGAGCCUUCGUUGCAAAUGUUCUAAUGUCGAAUUGCACACACACAUAUACUUUCUGGUGCGAAGUUCAUUUUUUUGUUUUUCAGUAAUUUCCUUUGAGUUUAUUCUCGUCGAAUCAUGUUCUUCCUUCGCGCACUUUGUCCACAUCGGUGUAAAAAAGAAAGCAGUUUCCAUUGUCUUGUAAUUCUUCGAACUGCAUUCGAUUGUAGAUGUGCAUGAACGUCGAUUUUGUACAUAAUCAUCCGGGGAUAUUUAUCUUCCUAUUACCUUUUUCGAUGUUCGACAACUCUGAGGGUGGAUUGCACGCGCCAUUCUUCGACUCGCAACACUUUGAAAAAUGGAAAAAAAAAAAGGAUCGAAAGGUUUUUCUCCCGCGUGCUGACGUGUGUAUCUCGUGGAUUUUUUAAAUGGAAUGACGCUUAGGCAUUGUUUUGCUAAUUAUUUUAUAUACAUAGCUGUAUGAUAAAUGUACGGGAUAUCAGCCGUGGUAUAUUGAUUAGAGUGAUCCAUGUCCAGAGUUUAAUUAGAAGUAUUUUACACGUAGAACGAGAGAGUGUGAUUGAAGAAGAGAGAAUGAAUGAGUGCAUGCGUGGUGUGUAUAGAAUAAUCAAGUGAGUUUUUAGAUACGUUAUUAUAAUCACAAAGAAACAUCUUUUUAAAAAGUACGACGGUGCUGUUAAUUCAUUAAUUUCAGAUAAUACAAAAGUUUGACAGAUCGAACAAGGGGCACUUGUUAACACCUUAGCUACUGUUAACACUUCAUUGUCGUUUUGCUUCUUUUAGCAUUAUUAGUACAUUUACCCCUAUAGAUGCCUUUGUCGACUUUUCGGUUUGCCCCUCCCACUGUACAGUUCCCUUUAAUUAAAAGAAGCCAUUUUUACACAUAGAUGUACAUUUCCCUCAAAUACCUACAGAUCCUAUCGCUUUAACUUUAAAAAUACAGAAACAACGAUAGGCUUCCAGUUGCUAAGGUGUUAAAAAAAGAAAUCAAAAUAAUUUCUUUUCUUGUUGCAUCCACCAAAAGGCUCCCUUCUCUCUUUUAAUCGUACCAAAUUGAAACAGACCGUCUAUUAAAACUGAAAUUGGCCUCGGUACCAUUCAUUUGCACGAUACAAAAGAGAAACGUUUAACCAAGUCGAUGUGCCUGUUUAACAAUUAAUCAUAUUACACUCACACUUUGUAUUUACUGCAAACGAGAGAAAGAAAUAGGACCGCCUCUUUGAUACACGUAUUAACAAUGAUUGCAGUAAAGUAUAAAAAAAAAAAAAUUGAAAUUACAAUCAACGUAAGUGUUGCGUGUUAAUAUCAACCAUACACGUUUACGAAUUAUAUUAACACAAGCACGUUUGCGCGCCUAUACAUGUAUAUAUAUACGUAUACGUAUGCUUCCAUGUAAGCCAUGUAGAAGUUUAAUCGCGUAGAGGAAAACAUUACCCUACCAUGUUUCCUCGUAAGUCGUGAGAUAAAAAAAUAAGUCAUAUCCUUAGAUUUCGCGUUUCAAUUAAAGGGACAAACCGUUGAUUCGCGUGUAAUGUAUUAUAAAAACAUUAGUUAUCAUUUUUUCUGUUAGAAUUCAUACAUGAUGCACAAAACAACACACUUAUAGAUUGUACGUAUACACGCGACUAUCAUACGCAUAUUAUAGUCAUAUCAUGCUUCAUUUUCGCAUCUGUAUUGUUCGUUUGCGUGGUUAGAUGGGCGUUGAGAAAAAUGAAAAAGAUUUCAGUCAGGUUCGUCGGGGUUUUUCAUCCAAAGAGCUGGUUUUGACUGACGAUAUUGUAACAUUUAUUUUUUCUUUGUUUGUAACGUUAGCGCAUUAAGACUGUAAUAAUUGUCGAAUCGUGUUCGAAUUAACCGCUGAUAUAUAUAUAUAAAUGUAUGCAUGUGUAUGUAUAUUAUUGUAGAUGUAUAUUGUUAUUUUAAUUAGAUUCACCUUGUUAUCGAUGUACGCGAGUAAAAGCAAAAAACACAAAGUAUUUGGGUGUAGAUUUUUUGUUCAGCUGGUCGCUUAGAUCCGGGUUACUCUCUUAAUUCUUAGAAUAUCGUGAUCGAUGUCAUUACUACUAAUAUUAAAAAAAAGCUUCUUUACUGAUUUAUUAUAUAGAAAAAUGUAUACUAUUACGCACGCGGUCCUUCGUUAGGUUUUCUUUUUUUUAGUUCUUGGGUAGAAUCGUCAGUCAGUACAAGCUCACAGUCAUAUAUACAUAUAUAUUUAACUAACUCCUCAGUCGUUAUUAUUUUAAAGGGGGAUAAAAAUGAAAAGAAAAAAAAAUUCAACACCUUUCGCUUUGUACCAGUAAAGCACCAUCACCGCGUAAUAGAAUGAGUAUACAACAGUGGAAGUAGGCGAGGAAAAUUUUAGUAGAGAAAGAUAAGCGGUACCGUAAUCGUAACGAUGAUGGUUCUAGUUGUGAUAUUUUAUUAAUUACAUAGUGUCGAUAUUCGUACGAAUUUUCCUUGGUCAGGCUUUCUCGUAAGAGCCCACUAUUUCGAAUUUUCACGUGAACAGAUUUUGAAAAAUCAAUUAUACGUUCUCGUGCGAUUGUCAUUUCCGAUUGAAGCGAUACUAUGUUACCUUAGCUGCUCUUCAUCCGUUUGUAAAAAUCUUUCGUCCGAAACGUCGCGAUAAUCAUAAAUCAUCACUUUCAUAUACCAUUAAAGGAUUGAAGAAUAAACCAGAAAAUUGGUUUAACACGUUAAUUGAGCCGCGAGUGUAACAGUUUACCUCUUCCUUUCGGGUGACACGACACACAUGUACACACUCGAAGCUAUAGAUAUAUACAAUUAUUUUAAUCGUUUUUAAAUUUGUACAUACGUUUCUUAAUCGCAUCAGGGCUAGGAUAAAGGGUUUGGGGGGGUAUUUGAGCGGAGUGAUUUCUUAGUGUCUAGGUGUAGUGCCUAAAAUGUUAAUGAGAUUGUGUCCAAUAGUAAAUUUUAUUUAGCGUGGAAUCUCUAAACGAUCGAUCCUAUGAUAGUAUUCGUAAACAGAAAGGAAGCAUUAUCUUAAUUAAAAUUUUUUGAUAAUUUCUUGAAUGAAACAAUCGAUCAUGAUUGCGAUGAAAGAGUGAACAAAUUAUGAAGGAUGUAUUUGUAAGUUGAUGCUUUAUUUCUUUUACGAAUACUUGAAAUAAAGAAUGAAAAUGUUGAACACAGUUGUUCGCGUUGAAAUGGCCAGAAAUGAAAAAGAAAAAUGAACAGGAGAGAAAGAAAAGGAAUCAAUGGGACAUCCACGAAUAGGAUUACGUUUCUUCGUGGAUUUAGAAUUUAAUGUUCAUCGCGUUGUAUGAAUAGUUCAUAUGAAAUUAUAUUAUAUAUAUAUUAUAUAUAUAUAUAUACAUUAUAUCACUGUAACAAACAAAAUAACUGACUUUUUUGCGAGGAAAUAGAUAGCGGUAGUUAUAAUAAAUAUAUAUAUAUAUAUAGGAGAGAAUAACAUAUUUUUGGAGUUACUACUAGAGGAUUGAUAUCGUAAUUGUGCUCUGUGAGUUCUUAAAAAAAACACGUCUGUCUUCUUACGUUACUGGUAUUUAAAUCGUCGGAGGAUUGUUCGUAGAAAUCGGACCGCAUUUACAUCGAUUUAUAAAAAGGAAUCGAUACUACAAUAAUUAUCCUAAACUUAUAGAAUUUUGCUCACAAGUUCGUACACGUAGAAUCGUAAUUUAACCCUCGAAUGACGGUGACCCUGCCUCGUGAAAUUAACAAAUUUUCAAACAAAAUAAUAUAAAAUUUAGAAAAUAGUGCAUUGUUCUAGGUUUAUUCUAAAUUGUAAGCUCCCUGUUUUGCCAUUCAGGGGUUAACACUUUAAUUUUGAAAUCUACCACUUCAUAAAUUCUUCGUUCAUAUGAAAAUCAUCUAAUUAGUAUUCUGUUGUUUUGUUUUUUCUUGCUGUUACGAGUAAAUGAUGUCCGAUUAGGAAAGCAAGAGUGACCGAAUAGAUCACGUGAAUAAUUAACAAAGAAAAGAAGAAAAAAAAAAUGGAAAAAAGAAAGAAAAAUUAGGGCUAGAAUCGACGAUUCACCUAUCUGACUGUUCUUCGAUGUUCUUAAAUGUUCACUAUUAUACUAUGGUAAUAUGUCGCAGAAUAAUAAUUAACGGUAGUACUUGUAUUAUAAAAAAGUUUGUCGAUCUUUAUGCAUAAUGCUAAUCUUAAGAAUUUAAUCGUAGCUUCGAAAGAGGACAACCAACUUGUGUAAAAUAGGAAAAAAAGAUAACACACAUCACUGCUUAGACGUUGUUAAUUAUAGUUAUCGUUAACGAUUUUUCUCGUCUUUAUUGGGUGAAGGAAUUUUUUAGAUGAAUAAUUAGAUACGGCUUGACAUUAGCUGGAAAAUAGUCUUCGCUGUGGAAUGAAAGUAGAAAAUUUCGUGUUUCUCGAUGUUCGUACGAUUUAUGAAACAUUUCUUUUUUUUCCGAUUCUGAUUCUUUAAGUUUCUUCUCAUCCUUCACAUUCAGACUCGAUCGAUCCUUUCGUAGAAACUUUCGAAAUAGCAAAAGUUUUUCUACCAGCUCGUUUUUUCAUCGUCUUUGAAAAAUUUAAUACGAUUUAGAGAAUUUUAAGAUAUCCUUUUGGAUACCGAUUAACACGUUCGCUGUGAAUCGAGGGUCGCGGACAGAAAAAUCAUAUUAACUCUUUAUCGGAUUUCCAAAUUUAAUUCCUAAGAUCAUUAUUUACCAAAUGUACUUCGAAUAAACUUUUAAAUAAUUAUACCACCAUACUUAGGGGGUUGUUUCGAUCCUCGUGAUUCAAAGAAAGGAUUCACAGUGAACGUGUUAAAUAGAAACAUAGAGAAAAAAAGUGGGACACGUAGAGAAAACAAUAGGUCUAUUUAAAACUGUUCUAGUAAUUUAGAAUUUUCUACGAUCAUAUCGGAUAAGCCGGAAACUUGCUGUCGCAGAUUUCAAGUCUAUUCGCUCUAAUGGCUAACAUUGUAUAUUUAUAUACCGUAUAUUGAAUGUUCGUCUUUUGUGUAUUUUAAUUGUACUAUGAUAGUAGUAACGUCAUUUAUACUAUUAUUAAUAAUCGUUAACCAUCGUUGUGAUUAACACGAUACACUGGUUUAUUAAUUAACGAAAAAUUUUGCAUAUAGCAUGUACAGAUUCGUUUCAAUCUUCCACAAAGGUGUUUUUCUUCUUUUUUUCUCUUUUCGUUGAUCGAAAAAAUGGUCUUGGUUCGAAAGAAGGAUGGCUGGUUCUAAAAAUCUUUCGAAAUAAUAAUCGUGAAUGAUUAUCAAUCAGAAUCUCCUUUUCUUCUUCUAAAUUCCCUCUAUAUUUUCUUAGCGUGUUUCUGCGAAGAAUUUUCAUCAAGCAUUGCCUUAUCGCGAUUGUUACAUUACCAUCGAUAUAUAUAUAUAUGUAUACAUAUAUAUAUAUAUAUAUAUGUAUAUAAUAUAGUUACACGUAACACACGACACACGUACAUACACGUUGAGAAGAUAAGUCGUUCGUGCCGUCGAUUAACAUUAAUGUUUGCCAAAACUUCUUUAUCCUAUAUUCGUAUGGAUGUAACAGCUGUAUAAAUGUGUAAAUUAUCAUUGCCACGUGCAUUCGAAUUUAACCACGAAUUUCCUUUCGUAUUCUCGUUAAAUUAAAAUCAACAUAUCGAUUCGAUAAUUAAGAAUUUAUUUCAAUUCACUUGGAUAUUUUGAUCUGUAUAAUAUUUAAAGGUAUCUUUAUGAAUUAAACGAUGAUACGUAUUUUGAAUAAUUGCAAUAAGAGCAAUAUUUUCACUGUGUCGAUCAAGCUCUUAAAUUGGUAUCUUAUAACAGUCAGCAUGUUCAAUUCGAUGCUACUCAUUGGCAAUGUAACAAAAUUAAUUUGUUUAUUUAUAAAUUUGUGUCUACAAUGCGAAUGCAGCGUGGAUCCUUCGUAUACAUCCAGCAACAUGGUAACCCCAAUAAAUGAAUCGCCCAUCGAAGGCGAGCAAAAAACGAAGUGUCUAAACGGCGGUAUUUAGCGUAUAAAUAAAACAGAAAAAAACGAAGAAGAGUGUUUCUUUUCGUUUGUUUUAAGCUUUUGCGGGAAGUCUGUCGGUCUCAAAGUAUUAAAACUCUCAGGCUGCGCCCGAUGGCGCCUGUCGAGGGGUCGUCAGAUGAAAAAUGGUGUUCAAUCGAUAUCCGUAAACGCGAUUUAAUUAUUAAUUUGAAUGAAUCGUAGACGAGGCGCGAGCUUGCGGUUUGAUUUAAGAAAAUCUACAAUAAAGGAAUAAUCGUAGAAGCAUUUGCCAAUAACCAUUUUAUUUAGCGGUAGAGCGUGCCUUAUAUCACUGAUCCAUACUGGAUCCUUUAUCUAAAUUUUCAUUCUAACUAAUCGUACUUCAAGUUUUGUAUCCGGUUAUCUGGUUGAACGCCACAUCUCUCUCUAUUUCUCUCUAUACAUAUUAUAUAUAUACAUACCGUGUAAUUAAAAAAAAAGAAAAGAAACAAGAAAAGGGAGAAAGAAAUUGAAAAUAUUCAUUGCUUGCGCGUGCGACGAAUUAUUUCAGAGGUCGACCAGAGUACAAAGCGUAGGUUUAGUUUGGUCUCGGAAAUAGUUUGCGCACGAAUAUACAUACUAAUUCUACUAUGAAAUGUCGAAGUGUCGUCGUCGAACGUUAGAGAACCGAUCGUUAAUUAGCGUUAAAAUAGCGAGAACAAAGACACUGCGUUACGAUCACGAUCGUCGUCGAUCAAGCAUAAUUAGUCGCAUCGGUUUCGCUUCUUUUGUACGUACGACAAUAAAAAAAAAAGCACUUUAAUGAAAAGAAUCAGCAGAUAAAUCAAAAGUACUUAGGCUUUAAAUCGUGCACUGAACGUAAAGUGCGAUUCAGUCCGAUCGGUUCGCUCUUCCAACACGUGGACGAGCCCCGAUAUCCGCAAAAUACAAUCGAUUCCAAAACUUGUUGUGCUUGAUCGAUGCAAUCGAUGAUACGUAUCGACGUAACACUAUCUUUUAGACAACCAAAAACUAAUAUCACAGCGGCGUAGCUCGUUACUAUUUCAAAAACGAUUCCUUCUAAUUGAAUAUGCCGUUCGAAGGUUGACAUUUUUAUUUGUUAAUGAUUUGUUACCGAAAUCUAAUUGUAAAAGCGAAAAACAAUUGAUGAUUUCUUCUUGAUUUUGAUAGUAGCGAGCUCCGCGUUUCUUCGACAGAGCAGGUGUCUUAAUUAAUUCGGUGACGACUUACUUAAACGAACGUUUCUCAAUUUUUAAGUCGCGCACCGGCAUACAGGUGCACAUAUUAUAUCCUGGGGGCAAGAAGUCUAUUUGAUAUUUAUAUUUUAAUAUACACGGGCCGAUUAUAUAUAUAUAUGUAUAUAUAUAUAAUUAGCGUAUAUGUAAUUAUUGAAUAUUAAUCGAUAGCCUCGGUGGGCUGCUCGUCCAGCAACGAGAUCGAAUGAUCUUGAUCAGAAUGUGAAAGAUGGACGAGCAGAUUACCGAGUCAAGAACCACGAUUUUCUGUAUAUUACUGUAGUAUAAUAAUCAAACACUAAAGACUAAUGCUUAAGGUGAUCGAUCGUGGAGCUUCGAUGCUCUUCGAUACCGCGUAUGUGUAUUCGAGAAUAUUGCUAUGCGAGCUGGAAAGAUUGAAAAAUGAGAAAAAAAGAAAGAUGUGAAUUAAAUGAUUAAGAAAGAAAGGUACACGUUAGAGCGGUACAGGCAUCACUGUGUUUUAAAUGGUUAAUAAAUACAGAUGUGUCCGUGUUUUCGCUCGGACACCUUUUUUGAACAGA